Molecule: messenger RNA, 2620 nt
Organism: Scylla paramamosain (green mud crab)
Lineage: Eukaryota; Metazoa; Arthropoda; Malacostraca; Decapoda; Portunidae
Product: ionotropic receptor 21a-like
Exons: 13
Coding region: 104-2185 (693 amino acids)
Cellular component (GO): membrane
Molecular function (GO): ligand-gated monoatomic ion channel activity
Source: RefSeq, a predicted model, not a curated record
ACUUCUUUGACUGCUUCGUGUCGCUUGAUUCCUCCCACACUUUUCUUAUGUCACAACAAUCAUUGACGUGUUAUCAGUGUCUUCGUACGAGGAAAGAUCCAAAAUGAGAUCCUGUAAACCUUUGCUGGUCUAUUUAAUUCUCCUUCAAUCGAGUAACAAACCAUUUAUGGAAAGGACCCCGAAUAGCGCGAAAGCUACUCACCUCCAGGAAUAUCCGAUUUCUCUACCACGUAACUUAACCAAGAACUACAACGUAAUGGCUGCAACUGAUGGACAAAACGUUAGAAAUAUUCAGACACUCCGGUCGUCUUUGUCGCAAAAAGGAAAUGAUUUUUCGUGGAAGGAUAGCGAAGUAUUGGCAACAUUGCUACUUGGCAUCAUUAGAUCUCAGUUGUCGCAGUGUGUCUUAGCAAUAGUGUGGGAGUCCUUCUUGGCAAGAUCUGUGCUGACGGACAGUCUAUCGCUCCUCUCCAAUGUCAAACAGGUUGUGGGAGACGGGGUGGUAAGCAGGUUACAGUGGCGGGCAAAGCAAUGCCGGGCCUACAUCUUCCUGCUAACUGAGCCUUCUUCUUUGAUGUACCAGGCCGAGUAUGCUGCACAAGAUGCCUGGGAUUAUUCAGGCAGACUGGUGAUUGUCGGUCUCAACAGAUCUGAAAUCGAUGCCCUCAUAAAUACUAAGAAAGGCCGCAAGACUGAACAUAUCCUGGGAAUCGUUCAGAAUAACGCUGGGCAAUUCACAGUGUUCACAAAUAUGUUGUACAAGAAGGACACUCUUGCUCCCGUCUUCACCUGGCGAAAGUCCGUCUUCACUAAUCCGAAGUACUCACUUCAGCUAAACAUUAAACCAAGGAGUUAUCCUGAGACUGCAAGACUCAUAAUGAAGCAUCCAACGACUAUUCCAAAAUUCACACAACCACUCUUCCCUGACAAAAUAAAAAAUCUCCAGGGUUCUACUCUGACAGUGGCAACGUUUCACUUCCCCCCGGAGAUCAUAUAUCGAUAUGAUGCAAACGGUAACGUGCUGGACAGGUACGGAGGGAACGUCCGGAUGGUAGAAACUGUCGCUGAGAUAUUCAACUUUUCUAUGCAUUACAUUGAGCCGCCACAUGGUAUUCUGUGGGGAUAUGAACUGGCGAACGGAUCUUGGACGGGCUUGGUGGGCGUGUUUGAAAGAGGAGAGGGGGACAUAGGCAUUGCUAACCUUUUCAUCUCGGAUUUGGGAGGACGACACAAGUAUCAACACUAUACGUCAUCAUACGGACAGCAGACGACGUGCUUCAUGCUCAAGAAAGGAACAAAGAUGCCCCGGUGGCAAUCCCUUGCACUACCCUUCACGGGGGACACGUGGAUCGCCGUUUUGGUGAUGGCUAUAUUCCUGGGCCCGAUCUUCUUCGUUCUGUCUCGGCCCCACGUCACCAGCGACGAAAAGCUCAGCGGACAGUCCCUGGCAUUCAUGAACCUUUACACUUUUGGGGUUCAUCUGAAAGUUGCUCAAACUCGGCUUCCAGUUCGCGUCAGUCUCCAGAUAUUUGUGGGCAUCAUGUGGGUGUAUGUGAUAAUAGUCUUGGAAGCGUAUUGUGCAAAACUGGUGUCCUUCCUUACUGUGGAAAGAAUCCCCCCUGGUGUUAACACAUUUGAUGAACUCCACCGGUCUUCUCUUCCCAUUUAUGGUAAUACGCCUUUCUAUAAGGACAAUCUGGCUCUCUCUCAAAAUCUACAUGCAAGAAAACUGGCAGCUCAGUACAGUGUAAUGAUGGACUUCGAGGAGGUUUACAAGCAUCUGAUAGCUGGGCGGGGCGCGUACAUGGCCUCGCGUAACAACCUCAUCUACACAAUAUCACUGUAUUCCAAGAGCGGCAUACCUACCCUCAGACUGAUGAAGGAGUGCUUCCAGCCAUACAGCACGGCCUUAGGGGUACAGAGUAACUCUCCACUCAAACGAAGUCUGAACCGAGCCGUGACCUGGAUCGCGGAGUCCGGCAUGCCAUACCAAUGGGUGCGAGAGACGCUUAUGAUUGUUCGGAAGGACAGGAGGGCAACAUCCAACGACACCAUAGACAUCAUUGCUACUGAGAGUGGAAGCCGUGUCUCUUUCACCCUGGAACACCUGCAAGGUGUGUUCAUCAUGUUUGGAGUCGGUUGCGGCCUGUCGUUUCUUGUGUUCCUUACUGAGAUCCCCUUUUAGCACCUGCCCCUUUCGCUUUCCAUCCCGUACCUAUAUCGAACACUCUCUACCGUUAUUACGAAAUACUUGUGAAUAAAGCUUUUGGUAUUAUUUAUAUAGUUUAUGGAUGAGGGAAAAUUAUUGCAAUGAUCAGUGAUUCAAAACUUAGUUUCUCCACUUUUUUUUUUUUAAGCUAAAUAAAACAAUAAUGUCUCAUUAUUCGUUGACUUUUCUCUUUGAACAUUCUUGGAUUGUCCACAACAAGAUGUUAAAUUUCAAUUAUGGUAAGAUCAGGUGGCGUUCUCUGCAAUGAUUUUCAUCUCUGGUAUAUAGUUUGCGUAUGUAUGGCAUUUCCUUUUUCUGCUAAAUUUCUUAUCCUCGGAGGCGAUCCCUGGUGGUCACAAUGAAACGCAUACUUUCUUAUUGUGAUCGUUGGGUUAUGAAAUAAAAUUCUAC